Molecule: messenger RNA, 1038 nt
Organism: Brassica rapa (field mustard)
Lineage: Eukaryota; Viridiplantae; Streptophyta; Magnoliopsida; Brassicales; Brassicaceae
Product: 21 kDa protein
Biological process (GO): negative regulation of catalytic activity
Molecular function (GO): enzyme inhibitor activity
Source: RefSeq, a predicted model, not a curated record
AAAAAAAUUCAUAAGGUAUUAACGUCAAAUCGUUAUUUCGCUUUACGGCACAAAAGGGAUAAGCUAUAUUUGUGUUACCUUCUCUAUAUAAAUAUCAACUUGAGGUCACAAAAUCCAUAACCCAAAAGAGAGAAACUUCAAUGUCACAGAAAAGAAACACACAUAUAACAGAAGAAAUCAUGAAGAAACCUUCUCUUCAUCAACCAAUUCUCUUCUUCUUCUUAGCAACUCUUCUCCCAUUAAUCCUGACCGUCCAUUCUCAACCCUCUCCAUCACCAUCACCAUCACCAUCACCAUCACCAUCCCCAUCAGACGACUCAGAUUUCAUCCAGAGGAGCUGCAACACCACGUUAUACCCUGACGUAUGCGUCUCCUCUCUCUCAAACUUCUCAACCUACGUCCACAACGACCCAGCACUCUUGGCUCGAGCCGCAAUCUCCGUCACUCUCUCCAAUGCUCUCGAGUUAGGCAAAUACCUCUCCAACGUCUCUACUCUCCUUGAAAUCCACGAAGAUGGUGGCCACCACCCAACCGCAGCAGCAGUUUUUCAUGACUGCUUCGAGAACCUAAAAGACGCAGUUGAUGAAAUGAGAGACUCUAUGAAACAGAUGAGGGAUUUGGUCACCACUGGCUCGCUCGAGUCUUUCAGGUUUCAGAUGAGUAACGUGCAGACUUGGCUUAGUGCGGCUUUAACCAAUGAGGAGACUUGUACAGACGAGUUUAAAGAUGUUCAAGAUGAGCCGAGGAAAGAUGAGGUGUGCGCUCGGGUCGAUGGCGUCAAGAAGCUGACUAGUAAUGCGCUGGCCCUAGUUAAUCGAUGUGUUGAUAAUGCGAUACAUUGAUUAUUAUUGAUCAAAUAUACUUCUUAUUUUUUACUUAAAAAAUAAAUUAUUGGUUUCUUUUUUGCUUUUGUUUCUCACGCGUGCAUGAUAGAGAUGUAUAAUAAGAUAAUUCUGUUUGUUAUUGGCUGAAUAGAAGUUCUUGUUAACGCUUUUCGUUUGUGGAAAUUACUAAAAUAAAGUGUGAAAAUUAUUAGUA